Molecule: messenger RNA, 1003 nt
Organism: Alternaria alternata
Lineage: Eukaryota; Fungi; Ascomycota; Dothideomycetes; Pleosporales; Pleosporaceae
Exons: 2
Coding region: 334-645 (103 amino acids)
Source: RefSeq, a predicted model, not a curated record
GUCAGCUUCCUGAUGAACGAGCAAGAACAUUGUGACAUUUUCUACACCGCUUCGUAUGAUUGUCAUGGAUAUCAAUCGUCGUUACACUAGAUUACCAGUACUGCAGCGUUGAAUGCACAGAAAUCGGUGUAGAGUGAGCGCUGGAUACGUUACUUGAUAGUCGGGGUGAUACAAGGGUGUCGAAAGAGGUAUAUAAGGAUGAGAAGACAGCGAGAGAAUCAUACAGUAGCCAUCACUGCUUUGUCCUUCAGAAACAUCCAGAUCAAUAUUCCAAACCCUACCCUAGGUACAAGACCAACGACACGCUCAAAGUAGUAAGAACCAACCGAAGUCAUGAGAUUCACCGCUAUCAUCGCAUCUCUUCUCGGUGCUGCCGUCACCAUCCAGGCUCUCGAGCAGCCCCAUCCUCUCGCAGAUGUCAGCGCGCAAGCCUGCGCUGUGCGCAACUACGGUUGCGAAAACGGCUAUUGCUGGAACGGGCAGUGUGGAAGCAAAGGAGAGUGGUGCUGGCUGGCCAAGAAUGGGGGUUCGGGUGGUUGGUUGACGUGUGGAAGCGAUGCGGCUUGUGCGCCGAAUGUUGCCGUGGAUGCUGGGUGUGCCGACUGUAACGUCUAUCCUGCGGGCACCUGCGGGUGUUCAUGCUGAGACUAGAAGAUUGCGCUAGGGUGGUAACAUAAAGCCAGCAUAUCAGCUCACCCCUCAUUUGAGCUCUUGUUCCGCAGGAAAAGUUUCCAGGUAGUGUUCGAGAACAUCAACAACCUCUGCUUUUGGAUCUUCGGCGCCACCUUUUCGUAUCUUUGAAGCGUUCUCUUGCUUCUUUCUCGCACCUACUGCUCGUCGAUGGGCGCGGCUUUGGCGGUGUAAAAUCCAGUCAUUCUCGGUAAUAGAUGUUGUACCGCAUGUUUCGCAGACCUUCUUUUGCCAGAGGUCUGGUCGCUGUCCCAAAUCGUACUCGCGUUUUGGCGUCAGCAUUUCAGCUGCAACUGGUGAUAGUGAUGAGGGU